AUGGAAAUCUAUGUUGACGAUUCCAUCGUCAAGAGCAAAGAGGCGAAAGACCAUGUUGAGGACCUAGCCGAAACGUUCGCCACUUUGAGAAAGCAUCAGAUGAAGCUUAAUCCGAAGAAAUAUGUCUUCUGCGUGAAGUCCGAAAAAUUCCUUAGCUUCAUGGUCAGAAAAAGGGGGAUUGAUGCAAAUCCCUCCAAGGUACAAGUAGCUCUUGACCUUCCCGAGCCGAAGACAAAAAGGGAUGUUCAACGUCUUUACGGGAAGGAUGGCUGCCCUGUCCAGCUCCUUACCAAAAAAAAGUGGUUGAUAGUCGACAUUGGUUAUUUCAGCAAAUGGAUUGAGGCCGAAGCAGCUUCAAACAUAACCAAGCAAACUGUCAGGAAAUUUAUCUGGCAGAAUAUCAUCACUUGCUUCAGCAUCCCAAAGGUAUUUGUCUUCGAUCAUGGAAGGCAGUUUGAUAAUCUGCCACUGAAGUGGUACACUGAUCAGUUCGGAAUAAAAUUAGCAUGUUCGGCAGUCUGUCAUCCUCAAAGUAAUGGUCAAGCCGAAGCCACAAAUAAGAAAAUAAUCAACGCUCUCAAAAAGAGAGUUGAGGACCAGAAGUCCAAGUGGAUAGAGGAACUUCCCGAAACUCUGUGGUCACUUCGGACAACCGAGAAAGAGGCAACGGGGCAUUCACCUUUUGAAUUAGUGUAUGGAUCCGAGGCUGUUUUACUGGUGGAAAUUGGUUCUGAAAGUCUUCGAGUCAACCAGUUCUCAGCCGAAGAAAAUGAGCGUCUCAUGAAAGAGUCCCUUGAUUUCCUAGACGAAAUCCAAGAUUCGGCCAGAGACAGAAUGGCAGCAUACAAACAAAGAAUCAGCAAGUUAUAUAACCGAAGAGUCCAAGCAAGGCUUCUCAAAGUCGGGGACCUUGUUCUUCGGAAUGCUACUGUUGUCCAGAAAGGCCGCGUCCACGGAAAGCUUUCGGCAAACUGGGAAGGGGCUUAUGAGAUAUAUGAUGAGCUCCAACCAGGAACUUAUCGACUUCGGCAAUUAGAUGGAACUGAGUUGAAAAACCACUGGAAUGCUGAUGUACUUAAAAGAUAUCAUGUGUAA
Messenger RNA from Chenopodium quinoa (quinoa), 1095 nucleotides. RefSeq lists its product as uncharacterized. Gene Ontology annotation, biological process: DNA integration. The record is from RefSeq and is a predicted model, not a curated record. NCBI's taxonomy places the organism in Eukaryota, Viridiplantae, Streptophyta, Magnoliopsida, Caryophyllales, Amaranthaceae. Gene Ontology annotation, molecular function: nucleic acid binding. The coding region runs from base 1 to 1095 and encodes 364 amino acids. The transcript is spliced from 2 exons.